GCCCCAUAUGUUGCCUUCCCCGCAGCUAAGCGCCGCUUGGCCGAAUCAGGAAAACAAAUGCCCGAUCACCAGCACUCCUCUCAAAAAAAUUACGCUAUACACGCCCUAGUCGCCAUCUCGAUGAGUCGAUGAACGAAGCAUAGGUACUUACAAGGACGCUGUACAGCUGGCGCAACAGCUUGUGCACUCGUGCGGACUCCGUACCAACAUCCAUUGUCGUCAUGAUACAGCCAGACAUGACCCAGAGCCCUUUCGCCUGGUUGCUAUUGCUACUCGGUGUUUCUGCCUUUGCAGCCCGGUGGGUUCUGAGAAGACCUCAAGCAAAGUCUACUUCACAACCAUUCGCGCCUCGCACAAAGCAGCAGCCAGAAUAUUCCGAAGAUGCAUACAACAGCAUCGAACCUCUGCAUAGUCUGCAAUUGGAAUCGGAGCAACCCAUUCAGCUCCGAACUUUCAAGCCAAAGUAUCACCUCACUAUGGCGCUCGAGAACACAACCAUGUCUGACUUAGUAGCCAUGGACAACACCUAUGAGUCGCGCAUCAAGCUUCGCUCAGACCUGAUUCGUGAGAAUCAACACGAUGUGCUUGCGCAUCGUCCAGUCGUUGGCCCAGCAGUUCUUGAGUUCUACACCUGGAUGCUGGAAUAUCUCCCUUCCCGCUUUCCCACCGUAUACACCCGCACACCUAGCGGCCUCCUCAAUACCAUCACCAACCUCACCCUCCCACAAAAUAUCACAGACACGGAGCAAGCCCUCUCCCUCCUCGGCUCAAACGUCGACACCGAUUUCCUAUUCCUCCUGCCCAUCCCUGCCACCGACUCCGAUCCCCCCCCCUCUGAAGGCACAAAAUACCACCUCGAAGGCUUCAUAACCUGCUUCCCCUCAGGCUUCUCCACGCGCUCCAAGCUCGGCCUCUCCCUUGCCGCCAUCCACACGCCCGUCCCAGGCUACGCCACAAAACUACAAAAGUCAAUGGACCGCUUCUUCGCCGCCCUCCCCGUCGGCCGCAUCGUCAAGCGGCACAAUUGGACCAUCAACACACGGCCCGACCUCUUCGUGACCAGCGGAACGCACAUCCACUCCGACGACGAACUCACAGAGGCCGAUGCACAGGAGGAGGUGGACCUCAGCAGGACGGUGCUGCGGUGCGAGAGGCAAACGCUGCACCGGCUGCCGGGGACGGGAGCGUUGGUAUUUGCGUUCAAAACGUAUACGUAUCCGAUAGAGCAGGUGCGGGCGGAGGGGAGUGGGGAGGCGCUGGCGGAGGCGAUUGAGGGGCUGGGGAGGGGGAACGUGCCUGAGAUGACGGUGUAUAAGAGGCAGGUGGUUUGGGCGCCAAAGGUUACUGCGUUUUUAAGGGGGGAGAUAGAC
This is a messenger RNA of Paraphaeosphaeria sporulosa, 1370 nucleotides long. RefSeq lists its product as uncharacterized. The annotation marks the transcript as partial. Lineage: Eukaryota; Fungi; Ascomycota; Dothideomycetes; Pleosporales; Didymosphaeriaceae. The record is from RefSeq and is a predicted model, not a curated record. The transcript is spliced from 3 exons.